Messenger RNA from Fonsecaea multimorphosa CBS 102226, 1824 nucleotides. RefSeq lists its product as uncharacterized. Lineage: Eukaryota; Fungi; Ascomycota; Eurotiomycetes; Chaetothyriales; Herpotrichiellaceae. Gene Ontology annotation, molecular function: ferric-chelate reductase activity. The record is from RefSeq and is a predicted model, not a curated record. Bases 1 to 1824 code for a protein of 607 amino acids. The transcript has a single exon. Gene Ontology annotation, biological process: copper ion import; iron ion transport; intracellular iron ion homeostasis. Gene Ontology annotation, cellular component: plasma membrane.
AUGGCAACCAUCUUUGUGGCCGCGCAGGCUUCUACGACAGGCAACUCAACCACUGGCGGGAACUCAUACUACCAAGAGGAUGCAGCACAAGUCCAUCUCGAGGGACUCAACAGGACCAUCGCCCAUUCCUACCUCGGGGCAUUACUGGGUGUCGUCGCCUUGCUUUUCGCCUAUUCAGUGACUCUACGGCUCAAUGCACACAUUCGACAUUUGGCUUCCAUGUCCGGCGCAGGCGCUCUUCGAUACUUUUCCAGCUCGUCGCCUGCUCUCAGUCUAGUCAAAAGCAAGAUGCUGUACGCACCAAUCCUCUUCUAUCGGCGAGCACGAGAGAUCAGAUUUUCUCGACGUGUCACUUUGGGAACUGUUCCAACACGAUUGCAAUCUAUAUUCAUUCUUUCAGUUGUCAUUACGAAUGUCUUCCUCUGCACCUGGGACAUCCCAUGGUCGAAAUCUGAACAAAAGCUCUUGCCUAUCCUCAGAAACCGAACUGGGACCCUUGCGGUGACCAAUUUCAUCCCGAUAAUGGUCAUGGCCACGGUGAAGAAUCCGUUGAUUUCGAUGCUGGACAUCUCUUACGAUACUUUCAAUCUGAUGCACCGCUGGUUUGGUCGCCUCGCUAUCUGCGAAGUCAUCACUCAUGUUCUGUGCUGGCUCAUUGCAAAAGUGCAGUCAAGUGGGUGGGCGGCAGUGAAGACAUCAUUGGAGAGUCCUUUCAUCUACAGUGGCUUAACUGCCGCCAUCAGCCUCGUACUCAUCUUGUUGUCAAGUCCAAAGAUGAUUAGGAACCUGGCAUACGAGUUCUUUCUUCACCUACAUAUCGUCCUUGUGGUGCUGGUACUCGUGUUCCUCUGGAGGCACCUUGAAGGUGUACCUCAAAGGGGCUUAUUGCUCGGGGCCGCCAUAAUUUGGGCCACGGCAAGAUCUCUGAGACUUGCGACAUUGAUCUACAGAAGUGUUGGAACAGGUGGCACCAAAGUCAAGAUUGAUCCGCUCAACGGUGGCGUGGUCAAAAUCACGCUCACGAGCCCAAGGCCUUGGACCUAUCGCCCUGGGCAGUCGCUGUACUUGACAAUUCCUUCCAUCGGGCUAUGGACUGCGCACCCCUUUUCUGUUGCAUGGUCCGGGAUCGAAGACCCUCUGAGCAGAUCAUCUUCACUCAGAUCAAAUUACAGCGAAAAGAGACCUAUAAUUCACAUAUCCCCAAAGGAUAUCGAGAAACGUGGAGAGGAAACAAUGUCCUUGAUUGUCAAAAAGGAGACCGGCAUGACGAACAAACUCUGGCAUCGGGCAAUGACAGCAGGGGCUGGUCUGGAGCUCAAUGCUUUGAUCGAAGGACCUUACGGAACCGAGCGCAGCAUGUCAAGCUAUGGGACGGUGGUCCUCUUUGCCAGCGGUGUGGGCAUUACGCAUCAACUCGGAUAUGUCAAAGAGCUUGUUGAAGGAUAUAGCCACGGUACGGUCGCAGCGAAGAGAGUCACACUUGUGUGGGUCAUACCGAACACAGAAUGUCUAGACUGGAUCCGACCUUGGAUGCAUGAGAUCCUUUCCAUCGAGGGACGGAGAGAGGUGCUCAAAGUUCUGCUGUAUGUUACAAGAGUCAGCCUCAGUCAGGCUAUCCGAAGUCCCAGCGAGCACGUUCAGAUGGCUCGAGGGAGACCGGAUGUGGAAGCCAUCAUUGCGGGAGAAGCCAAACAGAAAGUCGGCUGUAUGGGAGUGAGUGUCUGCGCUGGAGGAGGGUUAGCAGACGAAGUCAGGCGUGCAUCCCGGGCGAUGCUUGACAUUGGCGUGAAUGUGGAUUUCGUUGAGGAAGGGUUCGGGUGGUGA